UCAAAUGCUUGAUAUAUUUUAACGAGCUCCUCUUAAUUUUUCUGUCCGUGGAGAGCAAUAAUUGGGGUUUUUCAAUACCGGCAACAAGGUGGGCAGACUAGUGUAGCUGUUCGCCAAGAACGAAUGCUCUCCCCAAUGUAACGCGCCCUAGAUUUGUUCCCGUUCUCAAAACGCAAGCUUGCAAACGCAAAGGUUUAGGGUUUUAGGCUUGUUCCCAAUUUUAGGGUUUCUUGGGUCUUAGGGUUGUGCAGCCAUGGCGACCACAAGAGUUCAGCGUAUUAUGACCCAGCCCAUUAAUCUGAUUUUCCGGUUUCUUCAGAGUAAAGCUCGUAUCCAGAUUUGGCUUUUUGAGCAGAAGGACUUGCGAAUUGAAGGCCGUAUAAUCGGGUUUGAUGAAUAUAUGAAUCUGGUCCUUGAUGAUGCUGAUGAAUUCAAUAUCAAGAAAAACACUAGGAAGCCCCUGGUUUUUUCCCUUUUUCAGGUAGGAUUCUUUUAAAAGGCGACAAUAUUACCCUGAUGAUGAGCACGGGAAAAUGAUCAGAGGAUUUAGAGCACUCAUACACGACCCCAUUCGGAUUGUAUUAUCAAGUUUUUGCGUCCUUAUCCUCCUAUUUUAAGUUGGUAGAGCACUCACAAGUCCUCAUUUACAGCAAGAACUUUCUUUUGCCUUAUGUUGUAUUCACUAUGGAUUUUGAAGUACAUAGCUGUUUGUCAUGUUCUUGUCCACUACACUUUAGCAGAGCCUGACAAAGAUCCUAAGGAUUUUCCUGCCAAUAUGUGGCCCAUACUAACCUUGUGUUUUUGAGCAAGCAACCGGACGUGUGACCUCGAA
Messenger RNA from Amborella trichopoda, 832 nucleotides. RefSeq lists its product as uncharacterized. The record is from RefSeq and is a predicted model, not a curated record. Gene Ontology annotation, molecular function: RNA binding. Gene Ontology annotation, biological process: mRNA splicing, via spliceosome. Lineage: Eukaryota; Viridiplantae; Streptophyta; Magnoliopsida; Amborellales; Amborellaceae. Gene Ontology annotation, cellular component: spliceosomal complex.